GAAAACGGACCAAUCACAGACAGCCGAAGCGCUGAUGCGGAAGCGUGCAACGCGGAAGUAAUAUUCUGAUUUAUUUUUUUGUCGCACGCAUUUGAACUUUGAGCGUUUCUUAUUUAUUUAGUUUUAAUAAAAAGUAAUACAGGUGUUACACGCCCAGACGUUGCCGUUACCGGAUAGUCCAGACAGAGGAGCGUGUAGGUUUGAAGGCAAUGUGGUCCAGCGGAGAAGCGGUGUUCGGGGCCGCGGAGACGCCGCUGCUCUGGCUCGGCGCUCUGACCGCGGCCUGGCUGACCGUGUGCACCGCGUACCGGCUGCUGUCCGGGAUCCGGGUGUGGGUGCUGGGCAACGGACGGCUCGUGUCACCCACGGAACUGGGGAAAUGGGCAGUUGUGACCGGAGCCACAGACGGGAUCGGGAAAGCUUACGCGGAGGAGCUCGCCCGCAGAGGCUUCGCCAUCGUGCUGAUCAGCCGCUCUCAGGAGAAGCUGGAUGACGUAUCAAAGGCGAUCUCGAGCAAAUGCGGCGUGGAGACCAAAACGAUCGCGGCGGACUUCAGCGGCGUCGACAUCUACUCGAAGAUCGAAGACGGGCUGGCAGGACUGGAGAUCGGAGUGUUGGUGAACAACGUUGGGAUAUCGUAUUCGUACCCCGAGUUCUUCCUCAACGUCCCCAAUCUCGACACGUUCAUCGACACCAUGGUCAACAUCAACGUGACGUCCGUGUGCCAGAUGACGCGUCUCGUUUUACCUCGAAUGGUGGAAAGGAAGAGGGGGGCCAUCCUCAACAUCUCGUCUGCCAGCGGGAUGUACCCCGUUCCCCUCCUCACCGUCUACUCCGCCUCCAAGGCAUUUGUGGACUUCUUUUCCCGAGGACUGCAAGCCGAAUACAAAAGCAAAGGCGUCAUCGUCCAGAGCGUUCUGCCGUUUUUCGUCGUGACCAAGCUGAGUAAGAUCCGCCGCGCCACGCUGGACAAGCCGAGUCCGGAGCGCUACGUGUCAGCCGAGCUCAACACGGUGGGCUUACAGACCCAGACCAACGGCUACCUUCCCCACGCCGUCAUGGGCUGGGUGACCACGGCGCUGCUGCCCGCCAGGCUCCUCAACAGCCACGUGAUGGGGGUGGGGUUGUCCCAGCGCGCUCGUUACCUUAAGAAGCAGAAGCAGGGUUAGGCGGAGCUGCUCGGGCCGGGGGGGGGCCAGGGGGGGGUCGAGGGGCGGACCAGCUGUGUUGAUAACUCCCCCCUCCCCCGACUCGCCGCCAUCGUGGGACCACGGAAGAGAAGAUGUGACAGUUUCUGGGCAACGCCUCCCCGCGAUAACUCCCAGUCCUCCUCCGACGGCUCGAGGCCGCAUCUGUGUGUUCAAUCUGUUGCAGUUGUGUGAAAAGAAACGUGGCGCUCCGUCGAGUGAUCGGCUUUUUAAUGAUUGGAGCGCUAAUGCUAAUGCGGAUACCCGAGAAAAAUAAAAUAAAAAAGAUUCCCCAAACCACCCAUCUGUCUGCGAAACAGGGAAAUGGGAAAAAUUAAGCCGAAAUGAUGUCGUUGGAGACCUCUGGGUGUUUGUGUGUGUGUGUGUGUGUGUGUGUGUGUGUGACCAGCUUCUUAGCUCUGUUGGCUCGCUUAAAGCCGUUUAGGAGAACACUGGAGGUGGUACUUACUCGCCGGUGCAGCUUUCCGCAGCACUUAAUGUUUUAUUAAGAUUUAAAAGGCUGAAAUGGGAUUUUUAGCUCGCUUUUCUUUUUUUUUCUUCUUUUUUUUCAAAUAUCAGAAGUUUCUUCUUGAGCAUAAAAUUCAUUAAAGCGUUGCUUUUUUUUCUUCUUCUCGUCUUAACAUUUUCUCGAAGGUAUUGCUGGGAGGUGUGUGGUGGUGGGGGGGGGGGGGGGGUUAAGGGGGGCUGCGUGUUUAAUUUAACCAAACUACAUUUCAUCCGUGUGACGUUUAAAGUGGAGGCGCUCUGGACGUGGACGACCAGCACAGACGGAGAGCUUUUUGCAGGAAUAUGACAAUUAUGAGUUUCAUCCUUUUUACAAACGCAGUCGUCGUUUGUCUCUCUUUUUAAAAGUUCCACCGCAACAACGACGUUUACCUUUUUUUUUUUUUUUUUUAAAUGUUUUGAUUUACUAAAACUGUUAAAACCCGACCCAAUGCACAGACGGGACCAGCCAAUGAGCAAGUGUUCAUGUAGUGUGUGUGUGUGUGUGUGUGUGUGUGUGUGUGUGUGUUCAUUGAGUAGAAGUCCCGUUGCAUCGAUGUCUCUGGGCUGAGAUUUAAGUCGUAUUGUAUCGGCCCCCGACGGGCGACUUGUACUCUUUCGCCGCAGCAUCAGGGGACCGACUCGUGUCCAAAGUGCUUUACUCGCUCCCGAUACCUGCGGUGCUCGUCGUCGUUGUUGUUGUUGUUGUUGUUGUUGUUGUUGUGGGGCCAAAAAGCCGAGCAAACCAGAACACCCGGGAAAGCUGAAUUGCAUUUCUGUUCUCAAAUAAACAUCGAUUCUAAUAACCUCA
Messenger RNA from Cyclopterus lumpus (lumpfish), 2502 nucleotides. RefSeq names its product hydroxysteroid (17-beta) dehydrogenase 12b (gene hsd17b12b). The record is from RefSeq and is a predicted model, not a curated record. Gene Ontology annotation, cellular component: endoplasmic reticulum. Bases 210 to 1169 code for a protein of 319 amino acids. Gene Ontology annotation, molecular function: oxidoreductase activity. The transcript is spliced from 11 exons. Lineage: Eukaryota; Metazoa; Chordata; Actinopteri; Perciformes; Cyclopteridae.